CAGUAGUUUUGAUGGAAUUGUCAAGAGUUUCAAAGACGUUUCAACAAUUCUCAUAGUUAGUUUCGAUAGAAGCAUGAUUCGAUUAGCGGUGCUCGCAUGCGUGCUGGGCGUUGCGCUCGGCUGCAAUGUUUACGUGGCGAACAACAACAACAACAACGCGGAAUGGCACAGGAACUCCGUGAUCUAUCAAAUCUAUCCUAGGAGUUUCAAAGACAGCAAUGGCGACGGCAUCGGUGACCUAAACGGCAUCACCAGCAGGGUAGGCCUUCUCGCAGAGCUGGGAGUCACAGCCCUCUGGCUCUCCCCCAUCUACAAGAGCCCACAGGUCGAUUUCGGCUACGAUAUUUCCAACUUCACGGACAUCGACCCAGAUUAUGGCACCCUGGCGGACUUCGACAAGUUGGUGUCCAGAGCCAAGGCCCUAGGACUCAAGGUAAUCCUGGACUUCGUACCCAAUCACAGCUCCCACGAGCACCCCUGGUUCAAGAAGAGCGUCCUACGGAUCAAACCCUACGACGAGUACUACAUUUGGAUGAAACCCAAGAUGGUGAACGGGGUGAGACACCCGCCGAACAACUGGCUGAGCAACUUCCAAGGCUCCGCCUGGGAGUGGAACGACGUCAGGAAGCAAUACUACCUGCACCAGUUCGCGACGGGUCAGCCAGACUUGAACUACCGCAGCCCAGCCUUGAAGCAGGAGAUGCAGAACGUGUUGACCUUCUGGAUGAAACGCGGAGUGGACGGUUUCCGUAUCGACGCGGUCAAUUUCAUGAUCGAGAACUCCAAGUUUCUAGACGAGCCCAAAUCGAACGUGUCCGGUGUACCCGCGGACGACUACGACAGCUUGAACCAUAUCUACACGAGGGACCAGAACGAAACCUACGAUAUCCUGAAGAGCUGGCGGAAGCUAAUGGAUGAUUUCUCCAACAGGACCAAGUCUGGAGCCAGGUUGAUCCUCACGGAAGCCUACACGACGCACGAGCUAACGGUCAAGUAUUACGACGCUGGUUCCAACGUUCCUUUCAACUUCAUGUUCCUCAAUCACGAGAUAACCAAUACAUCCACCGCAGCUAACUAUAAGAAAUUGAUCGACAAGUGGGUGAGCAGCGCCCAGGCGGCGAAAAACGUGCCUAACUGGGUGGUAGGUAAUCACGACAACAGCAGAGUCGCCACGAGAUUCGGGGUUAAGCGAGCUGACCAGAUCACGAUGCUGUCGAUGAUACUACCUGGAGUGGCCGUCGUGUACAACGGUGACGAAAUCGGCAUGGUUGACAGACACUUCACCUAUAAGGAGACUGUGGACCCGGCUGGAUGCAACGCUGGACCGAACAGGUACUACUUGAAGUCCAGAGACCCGGAGAGGACACCUUACCAAUGGGACGACACCAUCAGCGCAGGAUUCUCUGAUAGAUCGCACACCUGGUUGCCUGUCAACAACAACUACAAGACGUUGAAUCUGCAAGCUCAGAGAAAGGCGACUCAAUCCCAUUAUACAGUGUUCCAGGCUCUGGUUGAGCUGAAGCAGACGCCCGUCCUAGCUAACGGCACCGUCCAGGUGAGCUUGGUCACCGACAAGGUUCUCGGUGUCGUUCGCAGACAAGGAUCGGACGUUGUCGUGCUUCUGAUCAAUUUGGCAGACAGUCCAUCCAUCGUAGACGCGAAGGCCAAGUUGAAUCUCCCGGCAGAAUUGAUACUUCACAUCGCCAGCAUUGGAUCCAAUCUCCCAGUCGGGACGCGCGUUAACACGACCAAGUUGAAUCUACCUGGAGCUGCGUCGGUCGUGUACGCCACUCCGGACGUGGUGAAGGAAAAACGCUGGUGCUUCAAAGUAAAAAUUUGCCUUAGAUAAUUUAGAAGAAUCAUUUAAGAGUAUUCCAAGAAUAGAUGAUUUAUAGCUGAUAU
Messenger RNA from Hylaeus anthracinus, 1902 nucleotides. It is a transcript of the gene Hbg2, whose product is annotated as alpha-glucosidase-like. Gene Ontology annotation, biological process: carbohydrate metabolic process. The coding region runs from base 74 to 1849 and encodes 591 amino acids. The transcript has a single exon. The record is from RefSeq and is a predicted model, not a curated record. Lineage: Eukaryota; Metazoa; Arthropoda; Insecta; Hymenoptera; Colletidae.